AUCUAAAACUCCAGCAAAUCCCAUGGUUCUCCUCCUCUAGCCUCCAAGUAUUGGGCAGUCAAACAAAAACCAAACCAAAACCUCCCAAAAAACAACAUUUGACUUCUGCUCUGUUCGUUCAGUUUUAUGAUCAGAAGCAGAGAGAUUCAGAAAGAUAAUCGAGAUGGGGUUGGUGGUUGUUCCAGAAAUUGGAAAUGGAGAAAUGGGUAUGUCUGGGAUUCCAUUGGGAACCAAGAACAAGUACAAGAGGAUGGAUUCUGAGCCCGAGGUCGAGCUCACAGAGGAAUACGAGGAUGGUGCUUCUCGCCACCACCUUCAACAAAUCAGGAGCAAAAAAACCAGGAAAUAUGUCCUCGCCUGCGCCAUUUUUGCCUCUCUCAACUCUGUUCUUCUUGGCUAUGAUGUAGGUGUCAUGAGUGGAGCUAUCAUAUUCAUUCAGGAAGAUUUAAAGAUUACCGAGGUACAAGAAGAAGUUCUUGUUGGGAUUUUGAGCAUUGUUUCGCUUUUCGGUAGUUUAGCCGGUGGCAAAACAUCAGAUAUCAUUGGUAGGAAGUGGACCAUGGCCUUGGCUGCUGUUGUCUUUCAAGCAGGUGCAGCUACAAUGACCCUUGCUCCUUCAUUUGAAAUAUUGAUGAUUGGAAGACUCUUUGCGGGCGUUGGAAUUGGCUUCGGUGUCAUGAUUGCUCCUGUUUAUAUCGCUGAGAUAUCACCCACCAUUGACAGAGGCUCACUCACCUCAUUCCCAGAAAUAUUUAUAAAUCUGGGAAUUUUACUUGGCUACGUCUCAAACUAUGCAUUUUCUGGGCUUCCGGCACAUAUAAACUGGAGGAUAAUGCUUGCAGUAGGAAUUACGCCUUCAAUUUUCAUUGGUUUUGCACUUUUCGUAAUCCCCGAGUCUCCAAGGUGGUUGGUCCUUCAGAACCGUAUUGAUGAGGCAAGAUCAGUGUUGAUGAAAACAAAUGAGAAUGAAAGUGAGGUGGAGGACAGACUGAAUGAAAUACUAGCAGCCGCUGACAAUUCUAGUGCGGGGAAGUAUGAGGAGAAAAGUGUGACGAGUGAACUAAUGAAUCCAUCUCCUUCACUUCGUCGGAUGCUUAUCACAGGUUUUGGAAUUCAAUGUUUUCAACAGAUAACAGGAAUAGAUGCAACUGUGUACUACAGCCCCGAAAUCUUCCAAGAAGCAGGAAUAAAAAAUAAACAAAAUGUUCUUGCUGCAACUGUUGCGGUGGGUGUCACAAAGACUGUUUUUAUAAUGGUCGCUAUUCUUCUUAUAGACAAGCUUGGAAGAAAGCCCUUGCUCUAUGUCAGCACGAUUGGAAUGACGAUUUGUUUAUUCAGUUUAGGAUUUACUCUCUCUGUUCUUGGGAAAGGACAGUUUGGCGUUGCAAUGGCAAUUUUAUCUGUUUGCGGAAAUGUAGCCUUCUUCUCUGUUGGAAUUGGACCUGUUUGCUGGGUUUUGACAUCCGAAAUCUUCCCUCUAAGGGUGCGUGCGCAAGCAGCAGCGCUCGGAGCAGUGGGUAAUAGGGUGUGCAGUGGUCUAGUUGCCAUGUCUUUUCUCUCAGUUUCCAAUGCAAUUUCAUUUGGUGGAACAUUCUUUAUCUUUUCUGCAGUCGCUGCUCUUUCUGUCGUAUUUGUCUACACCUGUGUUCCAGAAACCAAAGGAAAGUCAUUGGAGCAGAUUGAGUUGCUUUUUCAAACUGAACAUGAUCAGAAAGGAGGUCAAGUGGAACUAGGAGAUGUCGAGCACCUUGUUCAGAAAGGAUGA
Pyrus x bretschneideri (Chinese white pear) is the source of this 1765-nucleotide messenger RNA. RefSeq names its product probable polyol transporter 4. NCBI's taxonomy places the organism in Eukaryota, Viridiplantae, Streptophyta, Magnoliopsida, Rosales, Rosaceae. The record is from RefSeq and is a predicted model, not a curated record. Gene Ontology annotation, cellular component: membrane. The transcript has 2 exons. Gene Ontology annotation, biological process: transmembrane transport. Gene Ontology annotation, molecular function: carbohydrate:proton symporter activity. The coding region runs from base 164 to 1765 and encodes 533 amino acids.